This is a messenger RNA of Larimichthys crocea (large yellow croaker), 2141 nucleotides long. Its product is annotated as NLR family CARD domain-containing protein 3-like. The record is from RefSeq and is a predicted model, not a curated record. Bases 36 to 2141 code for a protein of 701 amino acids. The transcript is spliced from 4 exons. Lineage: Eukaryota; Metazoa; Chordata; Actinopteri; Sciaenidae.
CUGUUUCACCUCUCAGACUGACUAAAGUCCAGAAGAUGAAUACUCGUGAGAAGGAAGAGGAGGACAGAGCAGAGUCUCCAGCAUCCAGUGCCCGAUCCAAAGGUCAUCCUCCAGUCUUCAGUGAUAAACCUGGACCAUCAGACACAAAAGUUCAGUCCAACAGACAGAGAGCAGAGUCUCCAGGAUCCAGCUGUCUGUCUAUGAAGAGUGACCGGUCCAAAGGUCUUCCUGAUCAGUUCAGUGAUGAAGCUGGACCCUCAGACACAAAAGACCAGUCUGCUUCAUCAGGAGACUCCUCCUGUCCCCAAUGUGGAGACAGAUUCAGUCAGACCAGCACUGUCCAAAUGAGUGGUGGUCUGCAGGAGGUUUUAGAUGAACAUAAGAUCAGUCUGAAGACCAGAUGUGAACGUGUGACUGAAGGAAGUGAUGAAGCAGGAAGUGGAACCCUCCUCAAAAGGAUCUACACUGAGCUCUACAUCACAGAGGGACAGAGUGAAGAGGUUCAUACCCAACAUGAGGUGAGGCAGCUUGAGACAGCUUCCAAGAAGAAGGAGACCCUCCAUGACACUCCCAUCAAAUGCCAAGACAUCUUUAAAGCCUUACCUGACCAACAGAGACACAUCAGAGUCGCUCUGACCAACGGCGUCGCUGGCGUUGGAAAAACCUUCUCAGUGCUGAAGUUCACUCUGGACUGGGCAGAGGGCUCGGAGAACCAAGAUGUCAGUCUGGUGGUUCUGCUCUCGUUCAGGGAGCUGAACUUGAUCAAAGAUGAGCGGUUCAGUCUUCUCACGCUGCUCCAUGUUUUCCAUCCAACAUUACAGAAGGUCACAGCAGAGAAGCUCGCUGUCUGUAAACUUCUGUUCAUCUUUGACGGCCUGGAUGAAAGCAGACUUUCACUGGAUUUCAACAACAAAGAGCUCGUGUCUGAUGUCACACAGGAGUCAUCAGUCAGCGUGCUGUUGACAAGCCUCAUCAAGGGGAAUCUGCUUCCCUCGGCUCUCAUCUGGAUAACUUCCAGACCUGCAGCAGCCAAUCAGAUCCCUCCUUCAUGUGUUGACAGGGUAACAGAAGUACGAGGCUUCACUGACGCUCAGAAGGAGGAGUACUUCAGGAGGAGAGUCAGUGAUGAAGAUCUGUCCAGCAGAAUCAUCUCACACAUCAAGACCUCCAGGAGCCUCCACAUCAUGUGUCUGAUCCCAGUCUUCUGCUGGAUCACUGCUACAGUUCUGGACCACAUGUUGACCACAGACCAGAGAGGAGAGCUGCCCAAGACCCUGACUGACCUGUACUCACACUUCCUGCUGGUUCAGACAAAGAGGAAGAAGAAGAAGUACGAUGAAGGACAUGAGACGAGUCCACAGGAGCUGACGGAGGCUGACAGGGAAGUUCUUCUGAAGCUGGGGAGGCUGGCGUAUGAACAGCUGAAGAAAGGAAACAUCAUGUUCUACCAAGAAGACCUGGAGCAGUGUGGUCUGGAUGUCACAGAGGCCUCGGUGUACUCAGGAGUUUGUAAACAGAUCUUCAAAAGAGAGAGUGUGAUCUUCCAGAAAACAGUCUACUGCUUUGUUCAUCUGAGCGUUCAGGAGUUUCUGGCUGCAGUCUACCUGUUCCACUGUUACACCAACAAGAACACAAAGGUACUGGAGGAGUUCCUGGGGAAAGACUUCAAAUACAGUGACUCAUCUCUAGAUGUGUUCUUGGGAAAAGUCAUGGAGAAAUCACUUAAAAGUAAAAAUGGUCAACUGGACCUGUUUGUUCGCUUCCUUCAUGGCCUCUCUCUGGAGUCCAACCAGAGACUCUUAGGAGGCCUGCUGGGUCAGACAGACAACAGUCCAGAAAUCAUCCAGAGAGCCAUCAACAACCUGAAGGACAUAAAGACUGCAAUCAAUCCUCAAAUCAACGUCUUUCACUGUCUGAUGGAGAUGAACGAUGACUUAGUCCAUCAGGAGAUCCAAGAGUUCCUUAAGUCAGAGAACAGAUCAGAGAAGUACCUCUCUGAGAUCCACUGCUCAGUUCUGGCCGACAAGCUGGAGAUGUCAGAGGAGGUUCUGGAUGAGCUGAACCUGGAGAAGUACAGAACAUCAGAGGAGGGACGACUGAGACUGAUUCCAGUUGUAAGGAACUGCAGAAAGGCUGUGUAA